Molecule: messenger RNA, 3813 nt
Organism: Cherax quadricarinatus
Lineage: Eukaryota; Metazoa; Arthropoda; Malacostraca; Decapoda; Parastacidae
Product: Protein kinase, cGMP-dependent at 21D
Biological process (GO): protein phosphorylation
Molecular function (GO): ATP binding; cGMP-dependent protein kinase activity
Source: RefSeq, a predicted model, not a curated record
UCCUGCAGCAACAGGAGGUGCGCUUCUCGGCCGACGGGGACCUGUUGUCCAGCCUGCACGAGCAGCACUCUAUGGCUGGCCAGGGUUCCAUGACCAAGAAGCAAGGAGUCUCCGGGGAGUCUUGCUUCCAGAACAAGACCGCAGAAAAGAUACACAUCCAGAGGUUCGAUAAGGACUUCAGGGCGCGAAGGCUGACGUACCUAGUCGAACAGCCAGGAGAGACGGUACGGAGUGCAGCCUCAGAUGAUAGUGGCAGAGAGGCGGAGCCAGCGGGGGAGACAGUGUAUAUAUCAGAACCAGACAAACACAGUUGUCACAUCCAGAGUCCCCCGGAUCCCAGAUCGAAGCAGCUGAUCAAGGAUGCCAUCAUGGACAACGACUUCCUUAAGCACCUCGACUCCAGCCAAGUUCGCGAGAUUGUCGACUCUAUGUACCCGCAAGAGUUUGCCGCUGGUUCCUGGGUCAUCAGGGAGAGAGACGCAGGUUCCCACUUGUAUGUGUCAGCGGUGGGGGAGCUGGAGGUGAUGAAGGAUGGAGAAGUCCUGGGCAGGAUGUCCUCUGGCAAGGCAUUCGGGGAGCUCGCCAUCCUGUACAACUGUACCAGAACUGCCAGCAUCAAAGCUGUGACACACGCUAAGGUGUGGGUGCUGGACAGACGGGUGUUCCAGCAGGUGAUGAUGAGGUCUGGUCUCAAGCGGAUGGAAGACAAUAUCAACUUCCUCUCCAGUGUACCAUUGCUACACAACCUCAACAAAGAUCACCUCACCAAAAUCGCUGACGCCUUAGAAGUAGAUUUCUAUGCCCCUGGGACCUACAUAAUUCGGCAAGGCACCAGUGGGGAUUCCUUCUACAUCCUCCGAGCUGGAAAGGUCCGGGUCACACAGCGAAUACCAGGGAAAACUGACGAGGAGGACAUCAGAGUGCUACAGAAGGGCAGCUACUUUGGGGAACAAGCACUGCUGAGGGAGGAGUGCCGCACUGCCAAUGUCAUAGCUAUGGCACCAGGGGUCGAGUGCCUCACCUUGGAUAGAGAAUCGUUUAUUCAACUUAUUGGUGACCUCUCUGAGCUCCGGGACAAGGACUAUGGUGACGAGACACGUGGGGUCAGUAGACCUAUCACUGGCCCACACAAUAUUGAUGCUGUCGCAGAAUAUGCAUACAUACGCUUAGACGACCUUGAUGUUGUAGCAACAUUGGGAGUUGGUGGAUUUGGACGCGUGGAACUAGUACAAUAUGCCCAUGACAAAACUAUGACCUUCGCCCUUAAGUGCCUUAAAAAACAGCACAUAGUUGAGACGCAGCAACAAGAACACAUUUAUUCCGAGAAGAGGAUUAUGAUGGCAGUUCGGAAUCCAUUUGUUGCACGACUGUACAAGACUUUCCGAGACAACAAGUAUGUCUACAUGAUGAUGGAGGCAUGUUUAGGAGGUGAAGUCUGGACACUACUGCGUGACCGUGGCUGGUUUGAAGACCUCACUGCGAGAUUUUAUACUGCGUGUGUAGUGGAGGCGUUGGAGUAUUUGCAUGCUAAGAACAUCAUUUACAGAGACCUCAAGCCAGAAAAUCUCUUGCUGGAUUCUACAGGAUAUGCAAAGUUGGUUGAUUUUGGAUUUAGCAAGAAACUUGGGCCUAGUAGCAAAACGUGGACAUUUUGUGGCACGCCUGAGUAUGUAGCCCCCGAGAUCAUCCUCAACAAGGGUCACGACAAAGCGGUGGAUUACUGGUCAAUUGGCAUCCUCAUGUAUGAACUGCUGACUGGAACGCCACCUUUUACAGCUUCAGAUCCAAUGAAAACAUACAAUAUUAUUCUAAAAGGCAUCGACAUGAUUGACUAUCCACAACAUGUGACCCGCAAUUCUAUCUCACUAAUCAAGAGACUUUGUCGGGAGAGCCCGGCGGAAAGACUUGGAUAUCAGCGAAAUGGCAUACAAGAUAUCAAGAAACACAAGUGGUUCCUAGGGUUUGACUGGGAUGGACUGCGAGCAAGAUCACUCCAACCACCAAUAAUUCCAAAGAUUAAAGGGCCUGCUGAUGCUAGCAACUUCGAUUCCUACCCAAGAGAUGUUGAUGUUCCAGGCGAUGAGUUGAGUGGUUGGGACCUCGAUUUUUAAACUCAACUUACACAUACUGGUGUUUCAUGUUCUGGAGGAAUAAAAUAUGAAAAAACUACUCCUCCAGAUUGAAAUUUUGAGAAAAUACAGCAUAAACUAUAAUGCCUUUAAAGAAAACCUCAAUUACUAGAAAGUUGUAUAUUCACUUAGAACAUUUAUAUGGUGUUAGAUAAAUAUAUGAAUAUCAAUUCCUCCUUUUAUAUACUGAAAAAUGCAGAUCAUUUGUAACAUUUGCAUAUUUUAUUCUUACAGAGGAUUGAAAAACUAAAUUUCUUGCACGUUAUACUGUACUCUAGUAAAGUAUUUAAGGUCUUUCUUGGUGCCUCUGUGGAGAUUUCUACCAAGCUGCUACCUCUGCAUAAGGCAUUCGUGGCUUGAUUUUGGUUAUUAAAUUUACACACUGACAACACCUGGGUAGUUGUGCAUCACUCUGGCCACCACAGUCAGAUGUGUCUAUAUGUGCAGAUAUGUAUUUACUGUACAGGUAUAUAAUUUUAAUUUAUUCAAGAAGAAUACUUAAUAUUUUUAUUAUACCUUAGUAAAGUAUGUGUAUGUAAAACUUUUAUUUUUUUUAUUAACACAUCGGCCGUCUCCAAGGCAGGGUGGCCCCCCCAAAAAAAACUUACAUCAUUCACUCCAUCACUGUCUUGCCAGAGGUGCACUUACACUACAGUUAUAAAACUGCAACAUUAACAUCCCUCCUUCAGAGUACAGGCACUGUACAUCCCAUCUCCAGGACUCAAGUCUGACCUGCCAGUUUCUUUAAAUCCCUUCCUCACACUCCAACAGCAUUUCAAGUCCUAAAAACAAUUUGUUUCCAUUCAUUCCUAUCUAACAUGCUCAUGCAUGUUUGCUGAAAGUCCAAGCCCCUCGCCCAAAAAACCUCCUUUAUCCCUCUCCCUCCAACCUUUCCUAGGCCGACCACUACCCUGCCUUCCUUCCACUACAGAUUUAUGCACUCUCAAAGUCAUUCUUUUUCGUUCCACCCUCUCUACAUAUCCAAACCACCUCAAUAACCCCUCCUCAGCCCUCUGGAUAAUAGUUUUGGUAAUCUCACACCUCCUCCUAAUCUCCAAACUAUGGAUUCUCCACAUGAUAUUCACACCACACAUUGCCCUCAGACAUGACAUAUAAUAUAUACACUCACACGCACAUACAAAAUAUAUAUUUGAUUUAAUUUUACAUAGCUAUAAUUUUGUGCUGUACAUACUGAUCAUCUGCUCCUUCCUGUACAGUACUACACUGUUAGGAAAACUACUACCAAACUAUAAAUUGUAGAAUUAUUAGAAGUCCCCUUGUUAGUGAAACACAAUCAUUGCCAAAAAAAAAAAAAAAAAAAAAAAAAAAAAAAAAAAAAAAAACUUUGAUUACAGUGAUCAUUGGUUCAGUGUGAGUUGUAAGUUUGUUAUAUCAGGUUCAUCAAGCUUUGGUUGUUGGCACAUGAAGGUUUUGGAGAAUUUUUCUUAAUUUUGUUUCUGUGUAUGGAAUUUGAUAAAUUAAAUUUUAAUAAUACAGCAAAAUUAAUUACUUCAUAUACACUUUUUCAAAGGUGUCACCAGUUAAUGUAAAUUAUUAUUUUGUAAUAAAUUUGUUGUAUUUUUAUUUAAAAUAGUUACAUUAAGUACUUUACCCAUGUAAGGAAUAUAAUAUAUGAUAAUUUCAAUGAAUGCUGUUACUUCUUAAAGGGGAUCCACAUCUUGUU